Molecule: messenger RNA, 2489 nt
Organism: Cryptotermes secundus
Lineage: Eukaryota; Metazoa; Arthropoda; Insecta; Blattodea; Kalotermitidae
Product: noggin-1
Exons: 5
Coding region: 611-1465 (284 amino acids)
Biological process (GO): negative regulation of BMP signaling pathway; negative regulation of cell differentiation; osteoblast differentiation
Source: RefSeq, a predicted model, not a curated record
ACUUAGUCCAACCCCACUAGCAUUAAAAAAAUAACUUAAAUCUGAGAGUCUCCUGUUAAUAAACUGUACAGUUACUUCUUUUGCUUUUCUUACAUAUCUAUUUUAUAUAAUUAUAGGAAUGUUGGUUAUGAAGUAACAGACGCCUUGCAGAAAUCUUUUUCCCUCUAGCUUUAAGAGCUCUGUAAUUUACUUUUGGUAUUCUUUUUCGUUGUUCUCAGAGAGAUUGUGCAUCAUGAUGUAUGAAUAAAUGGAAGAAUCGAAGUACUGCACACUAGUGGUGACAUUUGGAACUAUCAAGUAUGACGUAAUGUUCAGUUCGUAUGUAUAAUUGCUUCCGCGACCAGUGCAACCCGAGUUGUUCUUGUAGGUUAAACACUGCGACACAAAGCAUAGUUUUGUGUCGUCAAAUAAGCGCAUAACUUAACGGUGUUAUAAAAUUUUGUGAAAUGGAGAAGAAAGGUUCUUGUUAUAAAAAUCCUCUAAGAAAAAACAAAUUUAACUUACAUCGUAAUGCUCAUACUUGAAGUUAACCCAAUUCUGUUGAUCAUUUUUAUAUGAUACGGACUGUACCAGUUUUCUUCGUGAAAUACGUACGUGGCAUUCGGAUAAGAUGUCCAGAAGCUGCGAAGUGAAGCCCCUGGUGUUGAUGCUGGUGUUGAUGUUGGGGCGUGGGAUAAGAUGUAAAAGGCGAGGGGCUGUUUUCUUACCCCCCGAUAGCACAGGCCUCGUUGGGACUCCGCCAGCAGAGAAGCCGCUUCUACCCCUUAAAUUUUGGGCCAACCCACGGAAAUCGCCUCUGAAACCACGACGUAGGGACUUAGAUGAGCCAACAUUACUGAGACUCAUGGGACAGGACUUCGAUUCCAGAUGGAUGAGGAGAACACCUCCCAGCCACACAUAUAUACAGGACGGCGGUGCUGUCGACGCCGAAGACCGCGCUACUGUGAGAGCGCUGCAUGAGAUGGCUGGGGAGGAACUGCAAUUGCCUGCCGACUUGGUGCCCCCCGAGUAUCGGGCAGCGGUUAUCGCAUGGUUAGUCCGCCGGGCUACCUGCCCCAUCCGCUACGUCUGGGGUGACCUGGGCCCCUAUUUCUGGCCACGCUGGGUGCGCAGGGGGGAAUGUGUUCAUGACGCUGGUGCCGAUGCAACAAAUGAGGGCCGAAACUCAAGCAGGAGCGGUGUAACUCGCCCGACACCAUGCAGUUGGCCACCCGGUAUGUUCUGCGUGCCCGGAGUGGCCAGAAACCUUCAGAUUCUCCGAUGGCACUGCAGACUGAGGAAGAACAUGAACGUUGGAAGCGGUGCUAACAGCAACAACGUAUGGCUGUUGAGGGGUGGCACGAGUCAGCCUAUGGUGGACAAACAUCACAACAGUAGCAGCAAAAGCAAACGUAGAAAAAGAUACCGUUGUCAAUGGCUUAAGGUACCUUAUCCCGUUCCUGAGGACUGCGUCUGCUCCAGCUAGUCCUGAACACUUCUGCUUAGCUGUCGGCUACACCUACUAGUCUGGUCAGUGCUUUCACGUACUUCCGGUUUAUCACAAACACUCCCAAUUCAGCUAAGGCUGAUUGCCUUUGUUUCAUGUCUUUAAACGGCCUACACUCCCAUUAACCCUCUAAAACACAGUAACUACUUGUAUACGUACCAGAGGCCAUGAAAUAGCUCAGGCAGUUAGUCGCCGGUUCCCCACCGCGGAGGCCCGGAGUUAUAUCCCUGGUCAGAUCAUGUGGGAUUUGUGGUGGACAAAGUGGCACUGGGGCAGAUUUCCUUCGAAUACUUCGGUUUCCUCUGCCUAUUCACAUUCCACCGCCUGCUCUACAUUCAUCAUAAUCAUCCAUGGCUGAUGCAGUAGGCCUGUUAGUGGCCGACGUACCAAGUGGACUCAGCCUCAACCCCCCCCCCCCAAAAAAAAAUAUACAUACCGCCUGCUUUAACAUUUGGAAAGUUCUUAAAUAUACCUGGUAAGUGUAUUUAUAUGUUUCAUGUGAUUAUCAGAAUAAAAAAUGAUUAUUUAUCUAUAUAGUGUUCACUUUGACUUUGUAAUGCAUACAGUGUUUUCUGAGUGAUAGGAAUUGAGUGUUUAAGUGUUAUGUAGAUAAACAAGCAUGCGCUAAAGGCUUAAGAAGACUGUAUUAGCUCCAAUUGGUAAUAGCGGCACAUAACUAUGUAAACUGACUGACUGAUUGAUAAUUCACACUUAAGUAAUAUUUGACAUCAUUUUUCUGUAUGUACGAGUAAUUGUAUGUAUUAUUUCUUCAGACUUUAUUUUAAAAGUCAUGAUUUCCAGUUGUGAAAUAAUUCAGACAUUGCAAUAGACAUACUAAUUCGGAAUCAACUGAUCUUUUCUUAAUACAAUCGAACUAUGACACAUCUCCUGAAGGCCUUCUUUCAAGUGAUAGACAUCAUAUGUUCGCUGCAAUGACCGAUUUUGUAUUUAUCUAAUUUGGCGUCGAAUAAGAGGAAUGGAUUUUAAGUACAUAUAUAAUGGA